UAGCAACUCGCGAGUCACAGUCGCGGCCCUCCGCGCGCCCUUUUCCCGGCAGGGCUUAGUCCCAGAUCUUCCCGUGAGGCUCCUCGCUGCCUCGUGUCAGGCGGUGGGAGCCCAUGGAGGUAAAGGAGGAUAAGCAGCAAGAGCAUAAAAUAGAAGAUGCUGGUAUAAUGUAUAUAACUGAAAAAAAAGAAGAAAUCAAACAUGACAAAAAACCUGGAAAAAGUAUACAACAUUCAAAACCAUGUGUUGGGAGAGGACGUGUAUAUUACGCGAAAUUCAUUCAUACAAAUGCAAGAACAUUCAAUGAACCAGUUCCCUACAUAGAUCCCAAAAAAGGGCCAGAAAAGCAGGGUGACUGGUGGUCACAUGGUAAAAGACUGGAGCAUCCCUUCCAACCAUCUUAUGACACUAAGAGCACCCAGAGGAGUGACUUUCAAAAACCAGCAUGUCCAUUGGUUUUGCCAGUCAAACACAGCAAGUUGCAAAAGCCUUCUUGUGGAAUAGUUCCACUUGCCUCUCCUGAUGCAUCAGCAGAACUUCAAAAGAAUUUUAUACAGCACAUCUCUUUUUUACAUCAAUAUGAUGCUAGGAAAAAUCCCAAUGAGCCCAUCUGGGGAAAGCGACAUGGAGCUUUUGUGCAGACAGAGAUAAAACCAGGGAGUAGGCCAAUAGUUCCUACGGGAAUAGCGGUAUUACGGAAUGCUCCACGGUCAUGCUCAUCAGAAGUGUCCAAAAAAACAGAGAAAGGAAACUCAGCGGAAGGCAAAAUGAUCUCACCAGGUCUCUGCCGACAAAAUUCCCCAGAGCUGUCAGACACUGAAACUCCCUUAGCAGAAACAGAUGUCAGAGAGGCAGCCAAGGCAUGUCCCCGAAGUCCUGAGAGAAAGGAGAGGGUCACAGACAUCUUCCAAGUAACUGCAGUAAACGUUCUUCUCUCCGGGCAUGAUCAUUUCAAUCCACCAAUAAAGAGUCAGGAUAAGUCAGGAUAAAUUACCUUCUUCAGAUAAAAAUCUAAUCCUUGGAAUGGAGAGAAAUUGCAGAAUCACACAAACCAUCACAGUUGCUUUUUCUGUUAUCAAUAACCUCAAAAAAUUCAAUUUACAUAAAUGGGAAAAUGAAAAAAGACAAUUAAAGUGCACCAAAAAUUUAA
Molecule: messenger RNA, 1150 nt
Organism: Zalophus californianus (California sea lion)
Lineage: Eukaryota; Metazoa; Chordata; Mammalia; Carnivora; Otariidae
Gene: CIMIP6
Product: chromosome 8 C2orf73 homolog
Exons: 5
Coding region: 114-989 (291 amino acids)
Source: RefSeq, a predicted model, not a curated record